Messenger RNA from Leptopilina heterotoma, 1379 nucleotides. RefSeq lists its product as uncharacterized. The coding region runs from base 1 to 336 and encodes 111 amino acids. The record is from RefSeq and is a predicted model, not a curated record. Lineage: Eukaryota; Metazoa; Arthropoda; Insecta; Hymenoptera; Figitidae. The transcript has 2 exons.
AUGUGGCAUCUCCUAAGGACACAAUAUUAUAAUGCAACUCAUAAGGAAUAUAUUCCAUCAGGAUCGGCAACCCCAGAAAAUGAGUCAACUUCAUCGUUUCCAUAUGUUACAAUCAUGGACUUUGUUAAAAAGUGCAAUGAACCACCCGUAACUUUGGCAACUUAUCAUUUGCCCUGCCAACAAAUGGACGAUGACUCCGCUGGAGACAUUGAAUUAAUUGAUGAUAAUUUUCAAAAUAUGGAGGAUUGUGAAAUUAUUGAUGAUGAGAAUUGUCAUUCUUGUAGUGGCGAAGAUGAUAAUAAUGAACUACGACAAAUUGAAGAAGGUAACAAUUGAUUGUGGUAACAAUUUUUUUAUUUUUAUUAUUUAAGAUGGAAAAUUAUUAAUUUAUUUUGAAAAUUAAUAGAAAAUAAUAGCAAGUAAUAAAUAAAUUAAUAAAUUUAAUAUUUUUCAGGUCAAAGAAAUCAAUCUGACACAGAAACAGAUCUUAGACGAUUUGAAGCUGUCAAUGAUUAUUUUUUCGUCAUUAAAGAUUAUUGGAAAAAAGUUCCUGAAGAAAAAAGAAAGGAUUGCUUUUUGAAAUUGAAGAAAUUGGUAGAUGAAAAAAUCGCCCAACGCUUGUUUUAAUUUUUCUUAAUAAUUUGAUUACAUUGUUUGAUUCAAAUAGUACUAUAAAUAAAUAUUAAUUGGUAUUUGGAUAAAUUAAAUUUAGAAUCGUUUAAAUUUUCAUUAGGGUAAAUGUGGGUAUUAUCGAGGAAUUUUGAAUACGUCAUACAUCCAAGUGGUUUAAAAAUUAUAAAUGAAUGUAUAUGGCUUUGUUUUUUAUUUUAAAUGAAUAUUUAAGCUUUCUUUUCUUUAAAAAAAAAUUGCCAAUGUUAUAGAAAAUAGUUUUAAUCGUUAAAUAAAUGAUUAAAUAGAAGACUCCUUUGCUUGUAAUUUCGCGGGACUUGUAAUGGCUUGAGGGUAUUUUCGCGUGUCAAAUAUCGCGGAUGUGUGUAUUUUCGCGUGUCAAAUAUCGUGGAUGGCUAAAAUAAGCUAUUGUUUAUUUGAUUUUAGUAAUAGAUGCAUAUUUAAAAUAUUCUAACUGCAAAAAAUGAUUUAUAAAAUAUUUAGAAGAAAAAUUAAUUAAAAUCAAGUUUAUAAAUAAAGCACGAAUUCGUAUCUAUUUAAUAAUGUUAUUUCUUUUAAUUAAUAUCACAAACGGGUACAUAAUUUUUUAUAAUAAUUUAAUAAAUAUAAAAUAAUAUUUUUUUUUGGUUCUGUCUUUUCCAGUCAAUUUUCUUUUAACAGUUCAGCUUCUUUCGCUUGCAUGUCCUCUAUUUGUUUUCUCAGUUCAACGGCUUCUCGUUUCGUUAAUAAUAAUUCUUCUUUGGAGAGUG